UGUAAGUGAGGCGAUUGUGUAUCCUGGGAAAGGCUUUCAUUCAUUCAUUCAUUCAUUCAUUCAUCCGCUAGCUUCUGCUCCGAUGAUGGGCACCAUUAUUAGUAUUCCUGUCUGAUGAGAGAGCCCCACUGCUGCCACGUCAGGCUGCCAUCCAUUGCACGUCUGCUGUGCUUCUCCAAGGUUAGAGACACUCUCAGAAGAAGACCUUGAGAAGAGGACCCGCACCCCCCGCCCCGCACCGCCAAUGGCCCCCGUCUUCGGCUCUCCUUCUCCCCUCCGUCCCGCUCUCUACAUCCUCUGGUACUACUAGGGACAGCGUCGGCCGAGGGAGCGCUGCGGAACCCCUCUGUGAUCGACACGCUGCGAUCUACUACCCGCAGUGCUUCGUGGAGACCCGCUCGACGUGAGGAAUGGCUGCGCUGCGCUCUCUGUGAACGCGCCUCUCGGAGGAGAGGGACGGCGGUGCGCGAGCGCGACCCUGCUGCAGCCCCGCUCGGGUUUCUGCUCCGGUGAAGGUGACUCGUUGUACACUGGCUGUGCGGGCUGUGCGGGCUGUGCGGGCUCUAACACGGUGUGCGGGGUUGUGCGGGGUUGUGCGGUGGGAGCGAUGCGGAGUGCACCCGCGAGCGCUCAGCCGGCACUCCCGCGCGCUCGACGCUGCGUGCCCACGGACCUGUUCCUGCACUAGGGUACCCUUCACACACCCUGUACCCUGUCGUGUCCGACACUAACUGCAACACGCGGGGAACGCUUUUUUUUUCUUUUUUUUUUUUUUCAAAAAAAAAAAAAACACUGAAGAAAUAAGGACAAAUCAUCGCAGGUGUUCGUCGGUGGCUGUUUAUGCAUGAGUUCUGCACCGAAUGGGCGCAAAAACCGCCCCAGAUCCGCCGGGAACAUCUUCCAGAUCGGCAGGGCCCCGCAGCGGGACUCGGAGCGCAGGGAGAGCACGGAGAGCGCGCGCAAAGCCCAGCGGCUCGUGGAGCACUGCAGGAUGAUCGUGCACGAGUUUAACACGCUCGUGGCCCUGUAUCGCGAGCUGGUCAUUUCCAUCGGGGAGAUUUCGGCGGACUGUCCGUCCCUCCGCGCGGAGAUGCACAGCACGCGGACCAAAGGGUGCGAGAUGGCGCGAGCCGCACACCAGAACCUGUCGGCAAUCCCAGGGCCCGAGGAUGGAGAGAUCCACCCGGAGAUCUGCAGGCUCUUCAUCCAGCUGCAGUGCUGCCUGGAGAUGUACAUCACAGAGAUGCUCAAAUCCGUGUGCCUGCUGGGCUCCAUGCAGAUCCACAGGAAAGGCAGAGAGAUCCAUGCGGCUCCCAAAGUCGACUCCAAGGCGGACGAGAGCUCAGACAUCCCCAUCCUGGAGGACACGUCAUCCUCCCCAGUGGACUGUCCUCAGUACAGCUGGCUGGUGUCCACUGAUGUUGAGAAUACAGAGAGGGACAUGCGGGAGAUGAAGAACCUCCUCAGCAAACUCAGGGAAGCCAUGCCUUUGCCGCUGAAGAACCAAGAUGACAGCAGUCUGCUCAAUCUCACUCCGUACCCCCUGGUCCGACAGAGGAAGAAGCGCUUCUUUGGGCUCUGCUGCCUGGUGUCCAGCUAAGGAGUCCGCUGUAGGGAAGCGGAUUCGAGGACGUUGUGUGAACAUUACCCACAUGACCCCUUUGUCCACUUGUGUCUCCCCUUCAAACUGCCAUGUCCAAACCAGUCCUCUCAUUGGUUGAAGAAGGCUGCCCCAUUUUCUAAUUUUACUUUGUGAUAAAAAAAGUACAACCUUUUUUUUUAAGUAACGGAAUCAAUA
This is a messenger RNA of Scleropages formosus (Asian bonytongue), 1798 nucleotides long. RefSeq names its product regulator of G protein signaling 7 binding protein a (gene rgs7bpa). The coding region runs from base 845 to 1600 and encodes 251 amino acids. The record is from RefSeq and is a predicted model, not a curated record. NCBI's taxonomy places the organism in Eukaryota, Metazoa, Chordata, Actinopteri, Osteoglossiformes, Osteoglossidae. The transcript is spliced from 6 exons.